AACUGCCCAGUCGGCUGCCUGCGCGCCGGAGGAGUGCCACGGGCUUGCAGGGCCGCGGGGGCGGAGCGGCGAGGCAGGCCGCCGCCGAGCCCAGAGACGUGCACACACACCCCCACCCCGGCCAGACAGCGAGCCCGACCGGGCGUCCAUGGGGCUCCGCCUCGGCCCGACCCCUACCCGGACCCCGAUCGCCACCGCGCCCAGGGACUGACCGCCCGCCGCUCGGGCUCUGCCGGGGCACCGCACGGCCCCAAGAGGCCUUGUCGAGGAGGACCAUGGCUGAACAACUCCUUCCUCAGGCUCUGUAUUUGAGCAAUAUGCGGAAAGCUGUGAAGAUAAGAGAGAGAACCCCAGAAGACAUUUUCAAGCCUACCAAUGGGAUCAUUCAUCAUUUUAAAACCAUGCACCGAUACACGCUGGAGAUGUUCAGAACGUGUCAGUUUUGCCCACAGUUUCGGGAGAUCAUCCACAAGGCACUUAUUGACAGAAGCGUCCAGGCUUCCUUGGAAAGCCAGAAGAAGCUCAAUUGGUGUCGUGAAGUCAGGAAGCUUGUGGCUUUGAAAACCAAUGGUGAUGGAAAUUGCCUCAUGCACGCCGCUUGUCAGUACAUGUGGGGCGUUCAGGAUACGGACCUGGUCCUGAGGAAGGCCCUCUACAGCACCCUGAAGGAGACAGACACACGGAACUUCAAAUUCCGCUGGCAGCUGGAAUCCCUGAGAUCCCAGGAAUUUGUGGAAACGGGACUUUGCUACGACACUCGGAACUGGGGUGACGAAUGGGACAGUUUGGUCAAAAUGGCGUCAGCAGACACGCCCGCCGCCCGCAGUGGACUUCAGUAUAACUCCCUGGAAGAAAUCCACAUAUUUGUCCUCAGCAACAUCCUCCGAAGACCCAUCAUCGUCAUUUCAGACAAAAUGCUAAGAAGUUUGGAAUCGGGUUCCAAUUUUGCUCCCUUGAAAGUGGGUGGGGUUUAUCUGCCUCUCCACUGGCCAGCCCAGGAAUGCUACAGAUACCCCAUUGUCCUCGGCUAUGAUAGCCAACACUUUGUACCCCUGGUGACCCUGAAGGACAGUGGACCCGAAAUCCGAGCUGUUCCCCUUGUUAGCAGAGAUCGGGGAAGAUUUGAAGACUUAAAAGUUCACUUUUUGACAGACCCUGAAAACGAGAUGAAGGAAAAACUUCUCAAGGAAUACCUGAUGGUGAUGGAGAUCCCCGUGCAAGGCUGGGACCAUGGCACGACCCACAUCAUUAAUGCUGCCAAGUUGGAUGAAGCUAACCUACCCAAAGAAAUAAAUCUGGUGGACGAUUACUUCGAACUCGUUCAGCAUGAAUACAAAAAGUGGCAGGAAAACAACGAGCAGGGCAGGAGAGGGGCACAUGCGCAGAAGAACCCUUUGGAGCCGUCCACACCCCAGCUGUCCCUCAUGGAUGUAAAAUGCGAGACGCCCAACUGUCCUUUCUUUAUGUCCGUGAACACUCAGCCGUUAUGCCAUGAGUGCUCGGAGCGGCGCCACAAGAACCAGAGCAAACUCCCAAAGCUGAACGCGAAGCCGGGCCCUGAAGGACUCCCGGGCGGGGGCAGCUCAGCCUGGAGCCCGGAGGAAACGGCUGGAGGACCUCAUUCGGCCCCACCCACGGCACCCAGCCUCUUCCUGUUCAGCGAGACCACCGCGAUGAAGUGCCGGAGCCCCGACUGCCCCUUUACGUUGAAUGUACAGCAUAAUGGAUUCUGUGAGCGUUGCCACACUGCCCGGCAGCUGAACGCCAGCCAGCUGAGCGCCAGCCACACUGCAGAUCCUGGUAAGUGCCAAGCCUGCCUUCAGGAUGUCACUCGGACGUUCAAUGGCAUCUGCAGUGCCUGUUUCAAAAGGACUACAGCAGAGCCUUCCUCCAGCCUCACUUCCAGCCUCCCACCCUCCUGUCACCAGCGCUCCAAGUCUGACCCCUCACAGCUCAUCCAAAGCCUCGCCCCACACUCUUGCCACCGAACUGGAAAUGACGUCCCCUCUGGCUGCCUUUCCCAGGCAGCACGAACUCCCGGAGACAGGACGGGGACAAGCAAGUGCAGAAAAGCCGGCUGCAUGUAUUUUGGGACUCCAGAAAACAAGGGCUUCUGCACGCUGUGUUUCAUCGAAUACAGAGAAAAUAAACAGUUCGUCGCUGCCCCUGGGAAAGCCGGUUCCACAGCCUCCAGGUUCCAGAACAACGUCCCGUGCCUGGGCAGGGAGUGCGGCGCCCUCGGAAGCACCAUGUUUGAAGGAUAUUGUCAGAAGUGCUUCAUCGAGGCUCAGAACCAGAGGUUUCACGAAGCGAAAAGGACGGAAGAGCAACUGAGAUCCAGCCAGCGCAGAGACAUGCCUCGAACCACGCAGGGAGCCUCCAGGCCCAAGUGUGCCCGGGCCUCCUGCAAGAACGUCCUGGCCUGUCGCAGCGAGGAGCUGUGCAUGGAAUGCCAGCACCUGAGCCAGCGGGUGGGCUCUGUGGCCCACCGGGGUGAGUCCCCUCCCGAAGAGCCCCCCAAACAGCGCUGCCGGGCUCCCGCCUGUGAUCACUUCGGCAACGCCAAGUGCAGCGGUUACUGCAAUGAGUGCUUCCAGUUCAAGCAGAUGUAUGGCUAAGUGCAGACGAGUGGACUGGCCCAGCGAGAAGGGGCCUCAACCUGCCAGCCAGAGUGGUGCUGUACUCCAGACCCCUGAGUGCCAUAGGAACGGUGGGCCCUAGGACAGUGGCUGCAAGUGUCUUUGAGCAAAGGAGACAAGAUAAGCUCUUCAUCGUGGCCGUGACAUUCAGGUUUGGUGACCAAGACUAUGCCCAGGUGGGCUGAGGGUUGACCUCGUGACAAGCAAUGCAUGAUGUCAGGUUCAGCCUGAAGCUGUUGCUGCUGCUCAUCUCUACCAGGAGGCUGGGGAGGUCUUCAGACGUGGAAGGCAUGCGUGCUGGGACUGGUAACAGUUCCCGUGCCCACCUGCCAGGAAACAGGAAGAAAGGCACAUGGGCAGGCGGGUUGGAGCCUGAGACCAUCUUACUGCACCCCCCGCGCCCCAGAAAGCUGAAUCCUCCGAGUACCAAGGCCCUCCGCAGGAAGCUCGAGGAAGCUCAGGGAAAAAAGAUGUUGGUAGAGCACAUCUGUCGUGGUCAUCAUCGUCGUCGUC
Molecule: messenger RNA, 3152 nt
Organism: Peromyscus eremicus (cactus mouse)
Lineage: Eukaryota; Metazoa; Chordata; Mammalia; Rodentia; Cricetidae
Gene: Tnfaip3
Product: TNF alpha induced protein 3
Exons: 9
Coding region: 276-2618 (780 amino acids)
Biological process (GO): cytoskeleton organization; cell migration; protein K33-linked deubiquitination
Cellular component (GO): nucleus; cytoplasm
Molecular function (GO): zinc ion binding; K63-linked polyubiquitin modification-dependent protein binding; cysteine-type deubiquitinase activity
Source: RefSeq, a predicted model, not a curated record